GUUGCCACCACUGACGUUAACCAGGACAUCGCACAAAGAGGACACUUUAACUCUGACCAGGAGCCUUUGAAGUCAACAGGUGUGAUCGGAAAGCCAAAAUCCUCUCUUCCCUUUCCGCCUUCGUCAUCCGCUUUCAUCUGACCCCCUCUCCAGACUGAGACCAUGGACACAGCUGCGGUGGUGACUCUUCUGGCUCUGCUUAUGGCGAUGGCUGGCAUCAGUCAGGCUCUUCGCAUCCAAAGUGGUCUGGACAAAAAUGACUUCCUGCCAGACAGCUCAGAGGAGAACAUGGCUGACCACCUGCUGGGGCUGGAGAGUGAAAACACAGAGAACAGCAUUGAUGAUCGUCUGCUGACCUCAGUGCUGAGAGCUUUGCUGCUCGGAUCUCAGAGAGAAACCAGGAACUCUGUCCUCCAUCAGCCGCAGAGGUUCGGCCGUGGAUCCAGAGGGCAGGUAGUGUCAGAGGAUCAGAUACAUUCCCGUAACUGGGAGGCAGCCCCCGGUCAGAUCUGGAGCAUGGCCGUGCCCCAGAGAUUUGGCAAGAAAUAAUCUGGCAGGCAGAUUCACACACAUCACUGUCCUGGCGCAGGGCCAAGCAGAGGGCGAAUGUGGAGAGACUAAAUUUGAAUGAAUAAAUAUAAAUUAUAUUAAAAACUCUCCUCCUCUUUUCAACAUCGUCCCAAUCCAUUAGGCCUGACUUGAAACCUGACAUUUAGUGAAAGAUGACAGGAGAUUCAUUUUACAGUUUUCUGUAAACCGCAAAGCAUGUUUAACUGGUGCCUAUUCAACUUUUCUGUCCUGACUUGAAUGUUAUUAAGAAACCAAAAGUUUUUGCUGUAAAUUGAUUGUUGCAUUUUUUUGUUAAUCUUUUGUUCUCUGGUCAAAUAAAAGAGCUUUAAACUUGGA
This is a messenger RNA of Seriola aureovittata, 906 nucleotides long. It is a transcript of the gene npffl, whose product is annotated as neuropeptide FF-amide peptide precursor like. Gene Ontology annotation, molecular function: neuropeptide hormone activity. The transcript has 3 exons. NCBI's taxonomy places the organism in Eukaryota, Metazoa, Chordata, Actinopteri, Carangiformes, Carangidae. The coding region runs from base 163 to 549 and encodes 128 amino acids. The record is from RefSeq and is a predicted model, not a curated record.